GACCAGCGCCUUCGCGCGAGGACUCUCUCGGCGCUUGAAUUUGGACCGACUAAAUUCCCAUAACCCCUCCGCCCUCUCUCGACCGUCAUACUGCUCCACACCAACACCUCGGCAACAUGGAACGACUACAGGGAUCAUGGGCCUGGGUCAAAAACCGCCUGCCCAAUCCCUUCAAGCGCGGCAAACCGCAUUUCAACUUCAUCACUACUCACUACACUUACAUGCUUGGCAUGACCAUACUGGGCUCCAUCAUGAUCUACCCUGCCGGUGUCAUGUCGUACAUCGACGCUCUCUUCUUUGCCGCCGGUGCAGCGACUCAGAGUGGCCUGAACACCAUCGACGUCAACAAACUGCACACAUAUCAGCAGGUUGUGCUCUACUUCAUGGCUUGUCUCGCAAAUCCCAUCUUCAUCAACACCUGCGUCGUCUUCAUCCGACUGUACUGGUUUGAGCAACGUUUCGAUCAUAUAGUCAGGGAGGCCCGCAAUCAACGUCGCACGCGAACAAGGUCGCGCACCGUUAGCGAAUCACGAGAGGACCCAGAUCUAGGACGCGUCGAGAUGGGAGUCAAUGGCCGUAAAAUUACCGUCCUGCAUCAUACCACGAAACCCAACGGCAUGAGUGCUAGGAGCGCCAAUGCUAAGGUCAACGGCAUGAAUGAAAAGGAACGCAUUGAACACCUGGCAGGCAGCUCAGCAGAAACUUACGGCAGCACUUCUGAAAGUGCAGAGUCUAGUGAAAAAAGAGAGUCGGAUUCUGGCGACGGAGAUGAGGAAGAUGCCAUCAACAAAGACGAGGGAGUUGCGCCAGACGUCAUAGUGACCCAGGAGGAGGAUAAGAACGACACCGCCGAAAAAUCGUCAGAUGAGGAGCCUGCUGAACAGACUUGGCUUGGCCGUAAUCCAUCGCUGAAACGAGAGAUCACAUUCGCGGAUCAGGUCAAACCUUCUGCACACAGACGACAAGCUUCCAACCUCGAGUCAGUGCCUGAACGACCAAAGCCGGCGCGCUUGGAAACAGAGCAUCACAUUGCUUUCCUGGAGAGACAGAGAAAUGUCAAGGAUCAACAGACUCUGCGCAUUCCCAAUCCUAGAGAAUUCGAUCGUGGCGACCAGCCUCAUGAAGUUGAAUCUGACGAGGAAAUCGAAGGUCUGAAUCGCCAGAUGACAAGAAACACUCUGCCAUCUUCACCACCAUUACGCGCGCGGUCGUUUUCUCAAGCCCAGACGGCCGAGCUGAAUGGUGAUGAUCAUCCAGUCAGACGAGGUAUCAUUAUAGAUGAGCCCGAACGCCCACAACGCGACCGACAACCGUCCACGUCUUCGAGUGAAGGGCGUUCACACCGUUUUAACAUACUUGCACCCCUUCGCAACUUCCGAAGCAGACAGCGUGGAGAAAGUACCACAUUUGGUCGUUCCCUGAGCGGAUUUACCAACAGAACUUUCAGUUUUACAAAAAGUCAAGACAGAGACAUGUCAGAUCCCAUGCCAUAUCUGAGUUGGCAACCGACUAUUGGUCGUAACUCGCAAUUCGUGGAUCUUAGUGAGGCGCAGCGAGAGGAAUUGGGAGGUAUUGAAUACAGAGCUCUCAAGACGCUGGCGCUGGUGCUUGUGUGUUACUUCAUCGGCUUCCAUCUUCUUGGUGUCAUCGUUUUCGUUCCCUGGAUUCUCGAGAGCAACAAGUACGGUAACGUUGUCACCUCCAUUGGUCAGAGCAGGACGUGGUGGGGUAUUUUUACACCUGCCUCCAUGUUCAAUGAUCUUGGGUUUACCCUCACCCCGGACAGCAUGAUCUCAUUUCAGACAGCCGUCAUGCCUUUGUUAUUCGGCUCAUUUCUAAUCAUCAUCGGCAACACUGGCUUCCCAUGCAUGCUUCGAUUCGUCAUCUGGCUUGCUUCAAAGCUUGUUCCUCGCGGUAGCGGAAUCUGGGAAGAGUUGCGUUUCCUGCUGGAUCACCCGCGCCGUUGUUUCACCCUGCUGUUCCCGUCUAAGGCCAAUUGGUGGCUAUUCGGAGUUCUCGUUGGCCUGAACGCUGUCGAUCUGAUCUUCUUCAUUAUCCUAGAUCUCAAUGACGAGACGGUCACUUCUCUAUCUCCAGGAUUCCGGGUACUGAACGGGUGGUUCCAGGCUGCUUCUACUCGAACAGCUGGAUUUGCUUCCGUCAACCUGGCAGAUCUUCAUCCAGCUAUUCAGGUCUCCUAUCUGAUUAUGAUGUAUAUCUCUGUCUUUCCGGUGGCCAUCUCAGUUCGCAGGACCAACGUUUACGAAGAGAAGUCCCUCGGAAUAUUUGCAGGAGAAGAAGAGGACGAUGAGGAGAAUCGUAGCUACGUCGGACAGCAUUUGCGUCGACAACUGAGUUUCGAUUUGUGGUAUAUUUUCUUGGGCUUCUUCAUCAUCACUAUCGUUGAAGGUCAUCGUCUGGAAGAUACCAACGCCUACGCUUUCACCAUGUUCUCUGUCCUUUUCGAGAUCGUGUCCGCGUACGGUACCGUCGGUCUGUCUCUCGGGUAUCCAACCAUCAAUGCCUCUUUCAGCGCCGAAUUUGCAACCCUGAGCAAACUGAUCAUCAUUGCUAUGAUGAUUCGUGGACGUCAUCGUGGAUUGCCGUAUGCGCUAGAUCGUGCUAUCUUGCUACCCUCCGAGAAUCUUAAUAAGAACGACGCGGAUAGCGCUACGGUCGCGCGCGAUAGCUCUGACGAAGCUCGUCCCUAUUCGCGAUCUUCGACCAAUAGAGACAGCAACGUACCUCCUGAGGCGAGCGGCGCCUCUAUGGAUUUCAGUCCCACUGGGCUGAGGCAUAUGCGUCGGGGUAGUCAGGUCAGUACUAGAUCUGCUGCGACCAGAAGCCAGCCCCCCACAAGACGCAUGUCCAAGAUUCUGAUGAGUGGUUUGAGUGCUGGUCCUACAAUGGGUAGGAAGUAUGAUUGAUAGAUGUAAAUUUUGUACAGUUUUGUGAGAGAUCGAUUUAGCCUGGCGUUGGUUUUUGGAUGCUUAUAGCUCAAUUUGUUAUGGCUCAGGAUAGAAAGUGUAUUUCACAUUCCAACAUGCACAUUUUCCGUCUA
Messenger RNA from Aureobasidium subglaciale EXF-2481, 3061 nucleotides. RefSeq lists its product as uncharacterized. Gene Ontology annotation, molecular function: high-affinity potassium ion transmembrane transporter activity. Lineage: Eukaryota; Fungi; Ascomycota; Dothideomycetes; Dothideales; Saccotheciaceae. Bases 117 to 2927 code for a protein of 936 amino acids. Gene Ontology annotation, cellular component: plasma membrane. The record is from RefSeq and is a predicted model, not a curated record. Gene Ontology annotation, biological process: potassium ion import across plasma membrane; intracellular potassium ion homeostasis. The transcript has 4 exons.